AUGGAGGAGCCGGAGGGAGUUCUAAGCUUCGACUUUGAGGGCGGCCUCGACUCGGGGCUAACCAAUCCUAGCGCCUCCAUCCCCGCGAUCGCAUCCGACAAUCAGGGCAUCCCAACCGCAGCUAUCCCCAACACCACAACCACCAGCGCGAGCACCACCAACACCAACAAUAACAACAGCAAUUCUGGUGCGGCGGACAUCCAGGCGGGGCGACGGAGCUUCCGGCAGACUGUAUGUCGGCACUGGCUUCGAAGCCUUUGCAUGAAAGGCGACGCCUGCGGAUUCCUUCACCAAUACGACAAGUCUAGAAUGCCUGUAUGUCGGUUUUUUAGGCUUUAUGGAGAGUGCAGGGAGCAGGAUUGCGUUUACAAGCACACCAAUGAGGAUAUCAAGGAGUGCAAUAUGUACAAGUUGGGGUUUUGUCCGAAUGGUCCAGACUGCAGGUAUAGGCAUGCCAAGUUGCCUGGUCCUCCACCUCCCGUGGAAGAAGUUGUUCAAAAGAUUCAGCAAUUGAAUUCUUACAAUUAUGGAACCUCUAACAAAUUUUUUCAACAACGGACUGCUGGUUUUUCUCAGCAAAUAGAAAAAUCUCCCAAUACCAUCGUGAAACCUUCAGGAACGGAGUCUGUAAACGUGCAACAACAACAACAGACCCAGGCACCAAAUCUUACAAAUGGCCAGCACCAGCAACAGCCUAAUCUGUUGAACAGACUUGCAACGCCUUUACCUCAAGGAAUAUCUAGGCUGUGGGUGCAAAAUGAUUGGCACCCACCAAUAGGGUUAUGUAAAGGAUUAGGACCUGGAAAUUGGAGAUUCAAGAGUUUAGAAAAUAAACAAAGGGGAGUUAAGGCUUGGAAUUUAAAUAGUCAACCGACCUUAAAACUUCUAUAUGUGACUUCUAAAUCUAAUGUGCACAAGGAUGAUCGCACUGAUUGUGUGACUUGUAAUGAGGUGGGAUGGAUGGGAGAAAAUGCCACUUGGAAUUUGGUUGAGAUAAUGAAUGAUUACAUCAUACUGGGGAUAGACAUCAUAGAUCGGCAGAGAAUCCCAAUUUUCACUGGUCAAGAAGACAUCAUAGUUUGGUGGAGAAUUCAAAUUCACUUCAACAAGAGUAGUAUAAUGUGCUUGAAGGCUAUGCCUCCUCUGGGUUGGUUAUGCAAGUUGGUAUUUGACGUGCUUAGGGUGCCUUUCAAAGUUAACCUCUCCAGCCUUUGUGCACCUUUGGCUGAACAGGGAGGGUCUAUUGGUUGGGAUCAUUGGAAAUCCCAAUGGAUGGAAAACACAGGACCUCCUUUUGUUGUUGCCUGUUUGCCUGUUUUACAUCCUGAUCUUUUCAUUGAGAGUUGCAACCGUGAAAAUUUGGAGUUGUCUGUGCAACAAGGAGUAUGGGCAACACAAAGGAGCAAUGAAGCUAAACUGAAUGAAGCUUUUGACUCUGCUGAAAAUGUGAUUUUGAUAUUCUCGGUAAACCGGACUAGACAUUUCCAGGGUUGUGCAAAGAUGACAUCCAAAAUUGGUGCGUCUGUUGGUGGGGGGAAUUGGAAAUAUGCACAUGGAACUGCACAUUAUGGGAGAAAUUUCUCAGUCAAAUGGUUGAAGGCUGCAACCAAGAAGGUUUAG
Molecule: messenger RNA, 1620 nt
Organism: Dovyalis caffra
Lineage: Eukaryota; Viridiplantae; Streptophyta; Magnoliopsida; Malpighiales; Salicaceae
Source: the annotation of a GenBank genome assembly